AAACAGCGCUUGCUUUUCUUGUAAGAAGUUGAUCUAGUUAAAUUCACAAAAAACAUGGAUUUCCAGAAUCGCGCCGGUGGCAAAACCGGUAGCGGUGGCGUCGCCUCCUGGUCAGAGACAAAUCGCGAGCGAAAAGAACGUCUGCGACAGCUGGCGCUCGAAACCAUCGAUCUAAACAAGGAUCCGUAUUUUAUGAAAAACCAUCUCGGCUCCUAUGAGUGCAAACUGUGCCUGACACUCCACAAUAACGAAGGCAGCUACUUGGCGCACACGCAGGGCAAAAAGCAUCAGGAGAAUUUGGCCCGUCGUGCUGCCAAAGAGGCCAAAGAUGCGCCCUCUUCGCUUCUAGCUCCGGAGAAACCGCGCGUGGAGCCCAAAAAGUUUGUGAAAAUCGGUCGUCCCGGCUACCGUGUAACAAAGCAGCGCGAGCCCACCAAUGGUCAGCAGUCGCUGCUCUUCCAGAUCGACUAUCCAGAGAUAAGCGACGGCAUUGUGCCGCGUCAUCGCUUCAUGUCCGCCUAUGAGCAAAAGAUUGAGCCGCCAGAUCGCAAGUGGCAGUAUCUGCUCUUUGCGGCCGAACCGUAUGAGACAAUUGGCUUUAAGGUGCCGUCACGGGAAGUGGAAAAGACGGAGGGCAAGUUCUGGACGCACUGGAAUCGAGAUACCAAGCAAUUCUUCUUGCAGUUUGCGUUCAAAUUUGAGCCAAAGAUAUUGCCUCCACCGCCGCCGAAUCUGCAUCGCGCCUUGGGACCGCCAGCCGGUUUUCCCAUGCCGGGUCCGCCGCGUCCAACCAUGCAUCCCAUGUUCAAUGGCGUGCCGCCACCACCACCUAUGUAACCCAUCUUUUCUAAUUGUAACAAUAAAAACAAUACUUUUCUGUAAA
Molecule: messenger RNA, 883 nt
Organism: Drosophila novamexicana
Lineage: Eukaryota; Metazoa; Arthropoda; Insecta; Diptera; Drosophilidae
Gene: Sf3a2
Product: splicing factor 3A subunit 2
Exons: 1
Coding region: 55-837 (260 amino acids)
Biological process (GO): spliceosomal complex assembly
Cellular component (GO): catalytic step 2 spliceosome; nucleus; U2 snRNP
Molecular function (GO): nucleic acid binding; zinc ion binding
Source: RefSeq, a predicted model, not a curated record